GGCAUAAAAAAUUUAUUAGGAUUUGGCGCUUAACAGAGAUUAGCUUAUUUUAAAAGAAAUUUCUUGGUAAUUGAAAAGUAAAGAAUCAAUCUAGCUACCCGACAAUUGUACUGUAUUCUCUAUAGUUUUGAAUAUUUAAAUGAUAUAUUUAUUACAAAAUUGUAAAAUUUGACUCCAAACAGACCCAAAAAGUACCGUUCUGAUAUGCCCUUCAAGUUCAAUAUUUACAUAUCGAACGAUCUUGAAAAUCACAUUCCAUCCAGCAAGCCAAACAGCCAUGAAUUAUUCAAUAAACCUAGAGGUAAAUUUAUAAAAAUGGCAAUUUGAUUAGGCACACUUAUAGGAAACUUCUUCAAGAAAGCAGAAAUCCAAUCAAAACAAACGGAAUGAUAUUUAUUUUUGGUGGAAUACAAAGUACGGGAGUGACACUCUCGUUUAUCAUUUAUUUAUUGUUAUUGAUUUUUGACAUUUUAUCAUUGAAUUAUGUAUAAAAGGGGGUAGAAGGCGCCAGAGCGAUAAAAAUGGGAAUGACAAAAACAAUAACAGUGCGAAGAAACAAAAGUAGAUACACAAGUGCUCUACCAAACAAAACCGAAAGAUUUGAAGCCCUCUCUUACUGUAUCGAUAUGGAUCGGUCGUUUCAUUGAACGAAUAUUGGCCCAAUUGCGUGUGUUUUCAGUUUAGGUGGUGUGGUAAAGUUUGUUACAAAAAUGCGACCCAUCAAAGCAAGUCUAUUACAAUCUCUUCCCGAUCGUGAUCGAAGGUUAUCAAUUAUUUUCGAUAUUGACGUCACUAUCGCAGACUUUGUAGGUGAAGCGCAUUUAAUUGAACGUAAUUUAAAAUAGAUAUAAGUUGUUGCUUUCGUCGUUCUGGCUUUAUUCUUCGGCUAUCAGGUCGCAGCGAUCUAUAUGACAGCAAGCAGACGGGGCAAUUAUUCAUAUGCCUGGUUCUGUGUGCGUGACAGUACUCGUUUGUUUGAGAAGCGCAUAGAAGGGCGCUGAAAAUGUCAGGGAAGUGUGCGUGUUGAAUCGAUGGGAACACAUAGUUCGAAUACCUUGAAGCAGAUUAUUUAUCUAGAUAGAAGCUUCUACGCAUAAGAGACGAGAAAGAAGGUAGCCGUGUCACAUUUACAACAUUUAUAACUGCUUUCCUUGUAUUUCCCCGAAUAUAGAUUUGCAAGACCCGCAAAAAUAACUCAACCCCAACUAGUACGGAACGAAUUCAUUCUGAAUCUGGAGUCUAGUAAGAGUUGUAUAUAUAUAUACAUAUAUCUUAAUGCUUACCUAGUCAAUAAUAAUUGGCCAUGUGCAGCGAACACCUUGCUUUCUUCGUUUUGGAUAUUUAUUUAUUUGUUGCUUUGCACUGCGGGUUUAUUGACCCCACCGGAUAGUGGUAACUUUUUUAUCGUUCUUGGGUCAGCAAAAAAUCGCAAAAAAAACGAGACAUGAGACGGUGGGGCGUUGGGGAAGGUAUCCAGGUUCCAAAGGUUACAAAAAUUCAAUGCAAAUUACCUAAGCACAUAUCCGCCUUAAAAGUAAAUGGGUCGGGGCUCAUUAGCGGAGAUCUCUGGCGACGACGAUGAUCAUUAUGGUUUCGGAUGCGAUUAUGAUGAUUUUAUAGGGGAGCAGCAGCAGAAGUGCUACUGCCCACUUACGUCACCGGUCGGGCCACAGAUACAGAUACACAGAAACACGGAUAGAGAUACAGACACAGCGAUGUGGAGAUACGGAUACUUUGAAGCUGCGAACGAGGCGAUCCAUAUUUCUUUUUGAUUGAUCUACAGCCGAAGGCCGGCAUGCAAAAAUGCAAUUCAGGCAUGGAAGCUGAGGAGCAGCUCACAAAAACCAGAUACAGAUACGGGAGAAAAUAAAUUCCAGUGCAAUUAGCAGUCGCUUAUUUUUGCUUUUCCUUUUUUUUCUGACACGCUCGUUGACAUGCAAAGUUACUUAAACCAAACAAAACGAACAUUACACGACAAAAUACUAAAAUAACAAAAAUCAAGAGGAGGAGGUCGACGUUUACUUUUAACUACUAUCUAAAAUGUCGUCUUUUUCGAAAGUGGGGGUACGACAGACCCCAAGAUGUUGGCCAUUACAAGCGACAAAGACCAAACAGUUGAUGGAGUAAUUACAGACCUUUCAGGUUUGCUUCAAGCGAAAAACGCACGAGAAACUAUUUAUUUUUGACAUUUUCCGCUUAUUUCUACUAUGCCCAUUCACGUCAAUCACCGUGAACAUUGAAAAAGUGUCUCUUUGAUAAUUUGCUGAUGGCGACUCUAAUUCUCCGCGGGGAAUUAUAAUAUUUUCGUACAUUUUAUGACAUUUUAAGCGAAUUUUUUGUCAUUAAGGCGGUCAUAAAGCGGCGAUGUUAGUAACCCGUAAACCAGGAAGACACCGAUUCGGUUAGCCGUGAUUUACUAGCCAUGAAUCACAGGGAUGAAUGAGUCACGGACAAGUGGCGAUUAAAUCUUGGAAAAUCACUUCUACAAAAUGAAUAAGAUGGACCAUUUUUCAGAGGUAAAGAACAGAUAAAGUUCAUAAAAUGGUACCAAUUGGCAUUAUUUUCCAAAGUAAAGCCUUUGCGAACUGGUUUUUUGAAAACAAAAAACAAUCCACCGAGCCCAUUGAAUAAAACAUAAGCUGAAUUAUUACUAGGGGAGCCUCUCAAUCAAAUUUAAUUUAUAACAAAAAAUGUGUCUAUCAAAUGGAAAAUCAGCCUAGCGUGUAUGAUUUAUUAAAAAAUAAAUCCCAUUUAAAUUCAGCUUAUUCCCGUGCUAAUUAUUUUAAUAACCUAACUGUGGUUGUCGCACUGCCAUUGACUUUUGCGAUCGUAAACAAAACGCUUUCAAAAUUAAAAUAAACUAUGACAGAUGUGAUUUAAUCGCACCCGAAUUAAACCGACAAAUGUGACAUCAGACCUGCGUUAAUCAGUACUACUAUGUAUUUCUUCUUUUAUUUGUUUUAUUUGCUUUGUGAAAACUUCCUUCACUCUAACAGAACAAAAAGCAAUCAAUCUUUUUGCGAACCUCUCUCACACGUCCUAAGUAAGCGUAAUUUAUGCGAUUUCAUUUAAUCGCCAGCAUGUAGAGCAAAUAAUCGUUCGUCACUCCAGAUUUGGCUGCUUUCCGCAUAGCUACCAAUUAAGAGAGUUCAGUUCAGUUCACUUCACGGUUAGCAUUACCCACUACAUACUACCCAUUAACCAUUAACCAUUUACCAUUUACCAUUAUGUUGCUUCAUUCUGCUUCCACCAUUGGAUACAUGCCCCCCAAGGUCUAUGAAGUGGCCAACUAAUGCGCUAGAAUCGCGUAAACAAAACAUUUCGUACGCUCAACGCUUUCUAUUUUUUGUCUACUCCAUUUUUUGGUCCCGUUUAAGCCGGCGGCGACAGGCGUAGUAAGCCUUAUCUUAAUUAUAGAUCAAUUAUGGUAGUGGGUCUGCCUACCAUACACCACCAGCCAAAUGUAUUUCCAAGCGCACAUCAUUAAUUAUAAGUGCAAACUGAAGUCAGCCAUAUGGGAAAGCUGAAGGGCAAGCGCCAAAUGCCAAAUGCAAAAUGCCAAAUGGAACUCAGAAUUAACUAAUGCGAAUCGCAACUAAAAGUCGCUUUCUUCCUGAUGAGUUAUGGGCUGUUUACAAAUAUUUGGACCAAUUUGUUGGACAAGUACCACUGUUUAUUGAAUCAAAGCCAGCAGGAAUGCAUUUAAAUACAUUUUUAAUAAGUAAAAUAAACAAACCAGCACGGCGAUAUAGCCGCAACUCGACUUCACACAUUAUUUCAUAUGCAAAAUGAAAACAAGCGAUGGGGGUAUGGAUGUCCCGCGGUGAUUAUUUCGCAUUAUUUUCUACAAAUUGCACAAUUACAAUUAAAGUAUACGGCCUGGCGUAAAAUGACUGAUUAAUGUCAGUGCCCCACCCCCACACUUCCGAAGUGCACCCUUCAACCCACAAAAAACAUAUAAUGCCAAAUGAGAGCUGGCGAACAGAUGUGCGCCGAUAUUGAAUUUAUAUGUUUCCUAUACAAAAUAAUAAUAAUAAUUAUUUUUAAUAAUUACUGCUCUGGGGCCGCAAUGUGUGCCAUUCGAUGGCCAUCGUUAGUAUGAUGACUGACGCCUUUCGGAGGGGAUUACUAGUAUUAUGCUGUCUGGUUUUGCCGAUUCUACGGCAGCCAACUAUGGCAACCCGCGAUUUCGAGAUACGUUGGCGGGACAUCAACUGUUCGGUCAUUGACCCCACUACUGCGGAGGUCUUCAAGUGCGAUAUUGUGGAAAUGCCGAAGAAGCAGGGAAAUUUCCUGAACACCUUGCUGCGACUGCGCCGAUCUAUCCCAAAAAUGUGGGUGGAGCUGAGUGUGGGCCAGCUCGCCAAUCGAAAGGACCGUAUCCUGCAGCAACUUUUUAAAAUUCGAGUGGAUGGCUGUCACCUGAUAGCAUUUCGCAGCAAGAACCGAGUUCUGAAUGCCGUGCUCCAAAAACUCUUGCAAUCGGGAAAUUAUCCAGAUGCCUGUCCCCUAUUGGAGAAUGUCAACUAUACGUCCACGCGAUUCGCCCUCAAUCCGGAUCACUUUCCGGCCUACAUGCCGGACAUGAAGUUCAACACGAAAUUGGUCUUUCAGCUGAGCAGGAGUAUGGGUCUGAUCAGGGCCAGUGUGGAUGCCGAGGUGAUGAGACGAUCGUAAGGAGAAAAUAAUUUUGAACAAAGCACGAAAAAUAUGAGGAAAACCAAAUCACAUAAACCAGGGGCAAAUACCUACAUCAAUAUAUUUGUGCGUUUCCAUGACUAACUCGAAUGACUAAUAACUUUGGCAUGGGCUCUAUUCGCCGGUACACAUUCAGAUUAGACUCCUAUCUGGGCCACUUGGCAUUUGGCAUUGGGUAAGGGUGGAAACGUUAUUACUUGUGGAUAAUAAAUGAAUAUCUAUUGAA
Molecule: messenger RNA, 4924 nt
Organism: Drosophila yakuba
Lineage: Eukaryota; Metazoa; Arthropoda; Insecta; Diptera; Drosophilidae
Exons: 3
Coding region: 4084-4677 (197 amino acids)
Source: RefSeq, a predicted model, not a curated record